AUGCACAACCUCGUGAAUGAAGCAGAGGCCGAGUAUAGGCAACUUAGCGAGAAGCCACACGGGCCAGUUGUGACGGAGCUUCGCACCAGCGACUUUGAUUUCCUCACAUCGCCGGAGAUGCCGGAGAUUCCCAUUCACAUCAUUGAGACGGGGCGAGAGGAGCAGCGCCGCAACGGCACAGUGGACCGCGACACGUCGCUCUCGGAAUUCAUUAAGACGAUCGGCGUUGACGAGGCUGACACCGAGGACCCUGUGAAUGGGUACAGCGUCCUGCACGUCAAGGAGUCGACGCGCGCCUACUUUGGCGAGCAGGUGGCGUAUCGCCUCACCCGGCAGAACAUGAUCCGCUACACCGAAGACACGGAGUGGCUAAAAUGCAUGACUUUCCUUGAUGGACAGACGGCCGACGAGUGCGAGCGGCAGCGCUCCGUAGGCCGGAACGCGCAAAUGCCGUCGGGAGAGGAGGUGAUAGUGCCCGUUACGACGUACCGGCAAGCGUUCUUUGCGAAGAAGUCCAAGAAAGUGACCGAGUAG
Messenger RNA from Leishmania braziliensis MHOM/BR/75/M2904, 534 nucleotides. RefSeq lists its product as hypothetical. The transcript has a single exon. The record is from RefSeq and is a predicted model, not a curated record. Bases 1 to 534 code for a protein of 177 amino acids. NCBI's taxonomy places the organism in Eukaryota, Euglenozoa, Kinetoplastea, Trypanosomatida, Trypanosomatidae.